This is a messenger RNA of Cryptotermes secundus, 2371 nucleotides long. RefSeq lists its product as uncharacterized. Bases 207 to 752 code for a protein of 181 amino acids. The transcript has 3 exons. The record is from RefSeq and is a predicted model, not a curated record. NCBI's taxonomy places the organism in Eukaryota, Metazoa, Arthropoda, Insecta, Blattodea, Kalotermitidae.
UACUUAACUGUUGAAUUUAAAAUGGCUUACGGAUCCCAAACCCAGAAAAUCGCAAAACGUAGGAAGCUUUUCGUCGCAAGUUUUCCGUAUGAUGGAUCUCGUACUGUAAGGCAGUUAGCUCUUAUGUCCUGUUGCAGCCGUGUCCCCGAGAGUCAGCCUGUGUACCGUCCAGGUCGCGCCUGCAGAGGGUCAGCACGCUACACGGAAUGCAAGAACAUCUGGUUGUGGAGGAGUGCGGCUGUAGGCAUAAGCCGAACCAUUGCUUCAGGCAGGCGCACACUCUGCGGCUGUACCCUGGCACUCCCUACGAGACGCACCUCGACGUCGGCGCCUGUUCAGGACAUUGCGAGUCAGAGAUGGGGUGCAGGCCCGUUAGGAACAAGAGCGUGAGUAUUCCAGGGCCCAAUGGGGUGCAGUGUCAUUCUGUGAUCGAGGAAUGCUCCUGUGCUGGGGGCUGCUUCCGGAUGGCCUCCAUGGAAACAGUCUACGACUACACAGAUAUUCCAGAUAACGACACGGGGUCCUCCCCUGCUAUCAAGGAAGUUGAUGUUGGUCGGUGUACGGGGUCAUGCCCUGGGGCACAGAUACAAAAGUGUCUGUAUAGGGAUCAUGCAGACCCCAGUAAAUGCCUAUCAGGACUCUAUGGCAAGCAGUCUUUAUGCACCCCAUCACAUCAUAAAGUACACCGCUAUACCACUAAGGAUCGUCAGAUUAAGGAAAUAAUCUCCAUCACAGACUGCAAAUGCAUCUGACAACCAGAUGGCGAGAACAAGUACUCCGAACGGAAUAGACACGACUUAAUUUAUUUCAAAUUCCAGAAGUAUGUUUUAUGACUCAAAAUCAAUAUAGUUCUGACAAUUACUAGAUUAUUAUAUAAGGAUAAUACUCAGGUGUGACAGAGAUUCUAUGAGCUAAAAAUUUAGAAAUUUAUUGUAUAAAAUCAUCAUCAAUUUGCAUAAGACAGAUAUUUUCUGUACUCAGAAAAAUAGACUUCCGUGUCAGCCAUGAUAGCUGUGAUAUGCUUAUUCAAAAUUCAUGAAAUAGCAAAUUUUAUAAUACUUCUGAAAUUAUGUAAAUUAAUUGUAACUCGUUCAGGUUUUUGGUUUCACAGCCAUCAGAAAUAAAGGCCAUGGAGGGGCAGUUACCCACUCCCAAUAGUAUGCCCACCAUUAUACUAAUACACUUAAGUAGUACAGAGUGGAUAAACAUACAAUGGCUAUAUGUGUGUAAAUUAAUCUUAGAACUUUUAUUAGCCCAUUGGCUUAACCUGAUGUUUGCAGGAUGUCUUCUUGGUCAGGUAACUUCACCUGUUUUGACACAUAUGACAUAUGAGGAGGACAAAUUUGAAGUAGCUCCUUACAUGAUAAGAUGUAGUUUACAUAUACUGAAGUCCUGUAAUAACUUUCAGACAUUUAUUCUGAGGUCUUAGAAUUUGUUCUGAGUAGGUAUUCUAAAUUGAAAAAAUGAAGCAGUGUAUGCUUUCAUUAAUAUAAAAAAAAUACCUGCUGUCACACAUACAAAAAAAUUCUAGAGAUUGAACUGAGACAAAAACUUAACAUUACUUAAUAUUGAGGAUUGAAUGUAUAAUGAAUGUAUAACGGAUGGGCCUUCUUGACCCUUGCACCGCGACCUACAGUGGUCUAUUGUGCUUAAUAGUGAGGAUUAGUACAAAUUGGAAAUUCAGUCAGUAAAAGAGUUAUAAAAUGGUCUAUUGAAUUUUUUACAAAAAACAUACAUUGUGUAGGUCAUAAAAUAAAACAUUAUAGUUCUUCAACAUAUUGUUAAUUGUGUGGAGAAUUUACCAGGUCUAUCAUUUUUUAUUAAUGUAAACUGGAUUUAAGGUUCUCGUAAUGACAAAGGAGGGUGGUAAUCUGGGCUUUGGUGUCAUGUAGUCUGGAGAAGGCCCGAUGUUUUGGAGUAAAAUAUCACCUCCACAAUCAUGACCAAAGAGAAGGCCAAGCAAGAAAUCAGAAAACUGUGGAUGUCAACCUAAGUUCUGCUCUUUAGCCCUGAAGAUGGAGGUGGUAUGUCCCUCCAAAUCAUUGAGUUUUUUCUAACUACAUGCCAUUGCGACCCACAUGACUGUACUCUCAAAAUCAUAACUUGCUCAUAAAUUGGAAUGACGGUACAAAUGUUAUCAAUAUAUGCAUAUUUGUAACUAAAGAAAAUAAUGACAUUAGGCAGAAUUCUUUUUAAUGAAAUAUUGAAAAAUGUGACUCAACAGCUGUGUUCAAAUAUUGAGGGGGCUAUGAUUCCGUUCAUAAGAAUUAUCAAUUAACAUGUAUCCAAAAACAUAACCUCUUUUAAGUGGUUCACUGUUUAAUGAUACUGAAAACAAAACAUCCCUCUGCCUCUCAUAUGCAACAAUUAA